UCUAGGCGUUCCCUGUGUAGCGUGGACAGCAUACCCUCUUGUCGGCUGAUAAUUCUCGUUGACACUUCGUCGGAGAAAAUGGCGGCUGGAGUGAGACAGGAGCUUGCACAACUUAUGAAUUCAAGCGGAUCUCACAAAGAUCUCGCUGGAAAAUAUCGACAGAUUCUGGAGAAGGCCAUCCAAUUCACAGAUGCAGAACAAUUGGAAUCAUUAAAAGCAUUUGUCGAAGCAAUGGUCAAUGAGAAUGUCAGCUUAGUGAUCUCUAGACAGCUGCUGACAGACUUCUGCACAAACAUACCCAGUCUUCCUGACAGCACAGCCAAGUCAGUUUACCACUUCACACUAGAGAAGAUACAGCCCAGGGUCAUCUCAUUUGAAGAACAGGUGGCCUCCAUCAGACAACACUUAUCCACCAUCUAUGAGAAGGAGGAGGACUGGAGAAACGCUGCUCAGGUUCUAGUGGGCAUUCCUCUGGAGACAGGACAGAAGCAGUACAACGUAGACUAUAAGUUGGACACGUACCUGAAGAUCGCCCGUCUGUACCUGGAGGAUGAUGACCCUGUUCAGGCCGAGGCCUACAUCAACAGAGCCUCUCUGCUCCAGAACGAGUCCACCAACGAACAGCUACAGGUCCACUACAAAGUGUGCUACGCCAGAGUGUUGGACUACAGGAGGAAGUUUAUCGAGGCUGCACAGCGGUACAACGAGCUCUCUUACAAGUCCAUCGUCCACGAGACAGAGCGUCUAGAGGCCCUGAAGCACGCUCUUCAUUGCACCAUCCUGGCAUCAGCAGGCCAGCAGCGCUCCCGUAUGUUAGCCACCCUGUUUAAAGACGAGCGCUGUCAGCAGCUGGCGGCCUACGGCAUCCUAGAGAAGAUGUACCUGGACCGCAUAAUCAGGGGGAACCAGCUGCAGGAGUUUGCUGCCAUGCUUAUGCCCCACCAGAAAGCCACCACUGGGGAUGGCUCCAGCAUAUUGGACAGAGCUGUUAUUGAACACAACCUGCUGUCUGCUAGCAAACUUUACAACAACAUCACGUUUGAAGAGCUAGGGGCGCUUCUGGAGAUCCCUCCCGCUAAGGACGAUUAUCUCCAUGGUGAGGUCCCUGGUUACAGAUGCAGUCUGGCUGAGAAGAUCGCCUCCCAGAUGAUAACAGAGGGACGCAUGAACGGCUUUAUUGACCAGAUAGAUGGAAUCGUCCACUUUGAGACACGGGAGCCCCUGCCCACCUGGGACAAGCAGAUCCAGUCUCUAUGUUUUCAGGUGAACAACCUGCUGGAAAAGAUCACUGCUGCUGCUCCUGAGUGGACAGCCCAGGCCAUGGAGGCUCAGAUGACCCAGUAGACUGACUGACAACCCCUGGCCUGGAACACUCCACAUGACCACCCACACCAGGCACACCCCCUGGCCUAGAACACUCCACAUGACCACCCAUACCAGGCACACCCCCUGGCCUGGGAAAUCUCACAUGACCACCCACACCAGGCACACCCACUGGCCUGGGACAUCUCACAUGACCACCCACACCAGGCACACCCACUGGCCUGGGACAUCUCACAUGACCACCCACACCAGGCACACCCCUGGCCUGGGACAUCUCACAUGAUCACCCACACCAGGCACACCCCUGGCCUGGGACAUCUCACAUGACCACCCACACCAGGCACACCCACUGGCCUGGGACAUCUCACAUGAUCACCCACACCAGGCACACCCCUGGCCUGGGACAUCUCACAUGAUCACCCACACCAGGCACACCCCCUGGCCUGGGACAUCUCACAUGAUCACCCACACCAGGCACACCCACUGGCCUGGGACAUCUCACAUGACCAGGCACACCCCCUGGCCUGGGACAUCUCACAUGACCAUCCACACCAGGGACACCCCCUGGUCUGGGACAUCUCACAUGACCACCCACACCAGGCACACCCCCUGGCCUGGGACAUCUCACAUGACCACCCACACCAGGCACACCCCCUGGCCUGGGACAUCACCCCACACACCAGGGCACACCUGGCCUGGAAUACCCCACACACCAGGGCACAUCUCACAUGGCACUCUACUCCCUAUUCACUAUGGAGGGUGCGAUUUUGGCUGGGUGGCUGGGCUAAGUGCAAAGUUUUGUAAGAUCGUACUGUACUGAAGACUGCAAACACGAAAUUGUUCAGUUGAAACCAGCUGAAGCCAAAUUCUGUUGUAUUUUGGCAUGGGUUAAUAGAGCUUAGCCGAGUGCCCGUCCUUAGUAGUGGUAGGGGAAACACUGGCCACUCCUCCCCACAUUCUCUCUCUCUCUCACUGUCUCACCCAUUUAAGUGUGAGACAUGUUCCAAUCUGGUACUUCUCUAGCAUGUUUCUCAGAAGAAGGCUGCUGUAUAUUAUGCUUGGAGUUUACCAUUCAUCUUUCUAGGACUAAUAAAUGGAUACUUGAAUCCAUAGGCUCAUCAAGUUACCAGUGGUUGCAAUCUCAUAUAUACUUUGAUUUCAUGUAAUACAAACCAGAGAACGCAAACACUGAUGUCCCACGACGAAGGUGUUAGUGAUUCUAUUUGAAAUGUGAAAGACACACAGGCCAUGCCUACCGCCACUUAAUUUGUUGCUGUAUUCUUGUACAAUGAUUUUGUUACAUUCUGUUUGGAAACAUUUUGUCAGACCUGGAGUGCAACUUCAACAAAGAGAUGAAUAAAUCAAAAAAUAAGUCAGUG
Messenger RNA from Oncorhynchus tshawytscha (Chinook salmon), 2702 nucleotides. Its product is annotated as COP9 constitutive photomorphogenic homolog subunit 4 (Arabidopsis). The coding region runs from base 79 to 1344 and encodes 421 amino acids. Gene Ontology annotation, cellular component: COP9 signalosome; cytosol. NCBI's taxonomy places the organism in Eukaryota, Metazoa, Chordata, Actinopteri, Salmoniformes, Salmonidae. The record is from RefSeq and is a predicted model, not a curated record. The transcript has 10 exons.